AUGCCAGGCGUCACACUACGAAAACGAUUCACCUCCUUCCCGAAGCUCCCCCUCGAACUCAGACUUCUGAUUUGGGAGGCGGCUUUGCCAGGCCCGCGCAUGGUGACGAUAAAGCAGAGACCGAUAAUGAAGACCUUCUUGGAUUACGAAGAAGAGACAGGACGGAAAUGGCCAGGCCUAAGCAAGUCGGACAUAUUCGACGAGGAUGACGAAAUCGAGGAAACGCAGUUCGAGGAAGAUCAAGCUUUCCGCGAAGCUAUCUGUAUCGCACGAGGUGCUUCCGACUUGGAUCAAAAAGUCUUCUGGGAGACCCACAUGGUGGGAAUUGACUCCAACUGUCCACCACCGGACAUAACAUUCGUUUGCCGCGAGUCGUACGGAGUGGUGACCCGCCGCUAUUCUAAGACUUUUGCAUACCCUGGUUCUGUUGCGGGUACAUACUUUGAUACGGAAUCAGAUAUUCUGUACCUACGCCCGAGCAGUUUCACAUACUGUUUACCGCUGUAUCGUGGCCUGCAGUUAAUACUGAAAGGGCUCUCUGGCCCUUUUCAGAUCGAGAACGAUAGCAAGCUGUGCAACAUUCGAAGACUGGCAGUUGAACUCCCGAGCUCGUACAUGGAAGAUGAUUUGGCCUAUUUGCUUCCGCAGCUGGCGAUUAUUUUCCGAGGUGCAAAAGAGAUCUCCUUGGUAGUGAAUCACAGCGACUGGGUUGCCGUUCCUGAGUUGGCGGGAAAGGAAUGCCUGAUCCAUCCACUCAACGUUUGCGAGACCAUCAGACACUACCAUCAUUGUCGGGAUCAAUUGUUGAGUGGUCAGGUUCCUCAAUUGCAGCUUCCACUUCUUAGUGCAGCAGAGCGAGUGACACCUAGCAUUGAAUCAACUAAGAAAGCGUGGGCUAUUGAAGAUCAAGGCAUUCCUAAUGCAUGCAGACCCACCAUCGUACCCAAGGCUAUAGUUUCUCCGAGGCUGAAAAGGGAUCUUGACCAAGCUGAACGACUUUACAAGUUGGCUUUGAAAAACAGCGAAGAGGUGAAGGCAAGAGAUGCUUUGGAAGCUGCUGGCUGGAGCCUCGAUGACAUCUUGUUGGAAGAGGAAGCUUCGGAAGAGAAUGAAUUUUCGUAA
Molecule: messenger RNA, 1122 nt
Organism: Drepanopeziza brunnea f. sp. 'multigermtubi' MB_m1
Lineage: Eukaryota; Fungi; Ascomycota; Leotiomycetes; Helotiales; Drepanopezizaceae
Source: RefSeq, a predicted model, not a curated record